Messenger RNA from Pipra filicauda (Wire-tailed manakin), 2312 nucleotides. RefSeq names its product coiled-coil domain containing 171 (gene CCDC171). NCBI's taxonomy places the organism in Eukaryota, Metazoa, Chordata, Aves, Passeriformes, Pipridae. The transcript has 7 exons. Bases 267 to 977 code for a protein of 236 amino acids. The record is from RefSeq and is a predicted model, not a curated record.
CGGCGGGACCGGGAGUUUGCGCGGCGUUUCCCGGAGCGGCCCCGGGGCGCUGCUGCUGGAGCUCUGUCCUGCCGCUGUUCCCGCAACCCUUCGUGCCAGAUUUAUUUUGAAGAGAAAUGGAGUUUGUAAUCUUCUUAGGAGAAUAGAGAACUCAGAGGAUCAAUGUUUUAAUGCUUUUAUGAUAUGGAAGAAUAAUCUUUGAAACUUAUCAAGUAAAAGUCAAGGCUUAAUUUUCCAGAGUUUAUAAAAGCUGCCUACUGGACAUCAUGAGUUCAUCCUCUCCAGUCAACUGCUCUGUCACAGAAACUAAAAGCUUACAUAAUGUGGCGUGUGAGUUACUCCAGAAUAACAGUGAAUCAGAUUUGGAUGCUGUUUUAGAUCUGAGAUGGAAACUUCUUCAAGCUAAAGCAGAAAAUUUAGACUUAACUAUUCAACACAAUCAAGAGGUGUCCAACUAUGAAAGCCAGAUAAUCAAAUUACGGUCGGAAUUUGAGAGAGGAGAGGCCGUUCGACAAAGUCUGGAGUAUGAAUUGGCAGUUGCAAGAAAAGAUGCCCAUCUGAAAAUGUGUACUGCAGAAGAAGAAUUAAGUGAUGCGAAAAACAAACUUGUGGAGCUGCAAGUACUCAAUGAAAACCUUCGGCAGAAAGCGACGGAGACUGAGAAAAUAUUUCAUAAUGCUCAGCAGAAGUGGGAAGAAGAACAACAAAGACUUUCAAGGGCAAAGGAUGAUAUCAGCAGAAUUUACAACAAUGAAUACAUAUUUCUUCUUAAGGAAAGAAAUAAAGUAGAAAGGAUUUUGCUGGAGCUGAAUAAUGAACUGCAAAAUAUACGCAAGAAGUUGAGAGAUGUGGAGGUGGAACACAGUGGCUGUAGUGAGGUGCUGAGAUGCCAGGCCCGUGAACUUAAAUGCAGCACUGAACGAGAGAAGCAACUUAAAAAGGAACUCGAAGUAAGGCUUUUUCACUAUUGCUAUUAGGCUCAACAGGCAUUGACACUGAACAAUUUAAUUUUUGAGGGAUGGAACCUUCCAGUUAGGCUAUGAAUUCUGUCUACUUGAUGAGGAAAAUGUUGAGCGUUGGUUUUGCAGAAAAGGCUGAAGAGGUGAAUGCCACUUACACUGUGAGCCUGACUUGAGACUGGUGUUUGAACAGCAGAUGGGAAAAGUUUUAUUGUAAACAUGAAAACAAGGCUAACUUUACUUCAGGAAGUCUGUACAUUUCCCCUGACCUCUUAAUUUGUCUAUCUUGUCUUUUUGGUUUAUUGGAUUUGCAGUGGAGAAUCUGCUGAAGCUGAGAAAAUUGCUAGAUGAUGUGCUAGGUGAGGGAAUAGCAUACUGGAAGAUCACAGUGGUGUUACAUUAGCCUCUUCUUAUCUGGAGUUAACUGCUACAGGUAGUUUUAGUUUUCCUGUCUGUUGAGUGACACCUAAUGCUGAGAAGUCUCAAGUCUUUGAGAAUAAUAUCUUGAAGCGUGCUCCUUAUAAUAAACUGCUAGUUUUCUCCUAGGUUUCAACAUUUUGUUUGUCCACUUAGAGGCUUUGUAAUGUCUGUGUUAUCUGUAUGUACAAUCUGGUUCAAGACUUUCUUGGUAGAACAUUUGUCAUUGCAGAAAAGUAUAGUGACUGGAUGAUUCUUUAUCCUUAUGUAUGUUUUCUACUAAGACAUAUUUAAAUAUUUUCUGCAAUGAAUUUUAAGGAACUAUCACUUGCAGAAUUUAAGGAGCCCUUAAAGUAACAAGUGACAUAGUUUUCAGCAGUGUUUGCUUUCUGUUGUUUUUCUCUUAAAGGCAAAAGAAGUGUUUAAAGCAUUGAUUUCUAGGUAGGUAGAGUCCUGCAUUGAAGCUGAAGUACAAAAGAAAAUUCCUACAGGGAAGAUCAAAGCUCAUCAGCUAAAACCACUGACUUAUUGACCAACAAGGUAGACCUUUGUGCCCUCAAAGAGUUCUACUGGAAAUCUAUUGUCAUAUAUUGUGAUCUACACAUAUUGGCCUAGGUGGAAUUGCCUUCAGCUGGAAAGUGCUGCGUACUGGCGGGUUCCAAUGACCCUUUUUGAAAAACAAAGAGUUUUGCUUCCAAAUACUCGAAUAAGGGCUCUUCUUGUGACUUCGUGGCUUUUAAUAUACUAGCAUAGGAAUCAUGAGCUGAAAGGAGGAGGAGCAAGGCAGCAAAUUAUUUAUCUUUCUAAAUAUUUUGAUUGAAUGUACCCACCAUCUGUAAAUUUGAAAAGACAGCACUCAGUUUUUUGAAAAUGUACAACUGCUAUACCCUAAAGAUGGUCAUAUCAGGGAAUGUUACCUAUUAACCCAUAAUCUGA